UAAGUGCGAAACAAAGAACCACGCAUCAGUUACGUGCGUAUACAUAAAUUAUACAGAUGACCCACGUAUACAUGCACGCGUGUAAAAAUCGCGCGAAAAAGGUUAUUGCGUCAUCUGCCAUAAAAAAUUAUUUUAAUCGUCGUUCAAUUUUUUAAUACUUUUAAACGUGCUUUUAUAUUCGGUCUUAUUAAAGUGCGUUUAUUGACAUCUUUAUAAUACUAUAUACAUAUAUUUGAGAUUGUUGGAAAUUUAAUUCAACUUGUUAAGGCAAUAAUUUUUAAUUCAAUCAAUUAACUCAUAAAAAUGUCAUCAGAACAUGAUGGCGAACCUCGCAAGAAAAAAUAUAAAAAUUGGUUACAGCAUGAUACUGUGUCGGUACCGCUGAGAACGAUUCAACGAUGGCAGUCAAAUAAUAAUGCAGAAUAUGCUAUUUCUAUUGCUAAUCAUGAUAAUAGUAAACCAACGGCAAGCGGUUCUUCCAUUAAUUUCCAAGAAUGCAGUUAUGCUAAUGAUGUUGAAAAUCUUGAUUCUGAUGACGUAACCGUAUCAAGUACUUUAACUUCAGAGGAUAAUGGAAGUGAGGCUUUUGAUAUUGAGAGCAAUCAUGUAGACAACACAAGCAGUAGUGAUAGUCUUGAAAACGAGAGUGAUCCUAACGACUUCAAUUAUAGACAAGAUAAUAGCGAUAAUGAUCAUGAGCCUAGAUGGCAAAAUAAUACGAUAGAUAUAUUAUUGUAUGAAAAUAGUCAAAUGACUAUCGAUGAAAGUCUUUUAACUCUCUUAGAAUUAUACGUAGAACAUAAAUGGACUAAAGCUAGUUUGAAAGGCACUUUAGAAAUGUUGCAUAAAAUGCUAUCUGAUGAUAACAAUUUACCAAAAACCGUUUUCAAAUUGUUCCAAUGUAUUGAAAAUUUGGCACUAUCGCUUAACGUUAUUAAACACUUCUAUUGUAAAAAAUGUUUAAGUUACUGUAGUGGUGAUACAAGAAUACAUGAAUGUUUUUCGUGCAAUGCAAACGUAAAAAGUAUUUCUUGCUUUUUCGAAAUUGACAUCUGUAAACAGAUAAAAUAUCUAUUCGAAAAACGAAAUAUUGCUGACAAAUUAAAAGCGCUAUCGUCAAGUUCUGACAAUGGUCAAAUUAAUGAUAUUACGGAUGGUUCAGAAUAUGUUCGAGUUAAUUCUAGAGAAGAUAAACAAAAGUACGAUUUAACAUUGAUGCUAAAUACAGAUAGUCUGUCAUUAGUCAAAAGUGCAAAAAGUCAUUGUUGGCCGCUAAUGUUUAUUAUUUCGGAACUUCCCGAACAUUUAAGGGAAUCGUUUCUCAUUACUAUAGGAUUGUGGUACGAUGAUUUGUGUAAACCAUUAAUGAACACUUUUUUAAAACCAUUUUGUGCAAAAUUAGAACGAUGUUUUCAAGAUGGUAUCAGUUGGGUCCAUCCACGAACAAGAGAAACGUUCAUUACAAGAGUUGUAGCUCCUUUGAUAAUAGCCGAUGCACCAGCAAGAGCCCAACUGCAAAAUAUUUCGAAUUUUAAUGGCCGAUAUGGCUGUAAUAUUUGUGAAAUAAAAAUGAAACGAGCCAAAAAUAUCAAAGGCAAAAAAACUGUCGUAUCUAUCCUUUUCAUGAUCAAGAUAAAAAGCUAAGAACUGGCCAGAGAAUGCAAGCUCAAGCUCAAAAAGUACUCCAAACAGGUGACGUUUAUGUUAAAGGGGUAAAACGACAUUCUAUUAUUUCAAAUCUUCCUCUUCUUGAUUUAGGAACGUGCUUGUUACCUGAAUAUAUGCACUCUGUUUUAUUAGGAGUAGGAAAGCAAUUCGCACAAUUAUGGUUUACAAAAAAAAAAUGAACCUUGGAGUCUAAAAAAAUAUAUCAAAGAUGUUGACAGUUUUUGUUAAAUAUUCGACCACCACAUUUUUUCAAUCGGAUGCCACAGCUUAUAACAGAUUGUAAGUUUUAUAAAGCAUCAGAAUAUUAUAAUCUAAUUCUUUUUUACUCACUGCCAGCAAUAGUAAAUCAUUGGGCAGACGAAUAUUUACAACACUGGAUUCUUUUUGUUAAGGGAUUGUUUAUUUUGCUCCAAGACAAUAUUAAAACAUGCGAGCUUAAGAAUGCAAAAGUUUUACUAAAACUAUUCGUUAAACAAAUUGAAAGUUUAUACGGUGAUCGUCAGUUAACAUAUAACGUCCAUCAGCUUUUGCAUCUGCCAUUUGUAGUUGAACGAUGGGGUCCUCUAUGGGCUACCUCAGUUUUUUCUUUCGAAAAUUUCAAUGGAUUUCUUGCAAACUGUGUUCGUGGCACAAAACAUUUUGGUCAAGAAAUUAUUAACAAUUUAAGGAUCGCUCAACGUGUACAAAUACUGAGAAAUCGAGUUAAUGAUAAUGCUACCAAAUUAUCCAAGGAUAAAAAACCAUCGUUACUUGGUAAAAGUAUGACUGAUGUCAAGUUUAACGAUUCCGAGGCAGAAUUAUUAAUUUCUAACAAUGUGAAUUCGCGUAGCUUAGUCAUUUAUGUUCAAGCGAGAAUAGAAAACGAAAUUUACACAUCAACGAUGUACAAAACUACCAAAAUAAAUAGUUAUACGGUACAACUGAAUUUAAUAGAUAACAGUAUUAUAUAUGGAGCUAUAAGAUUUUUUUUUAGAUGGAAAAUAACUCAUUAUGUUUCGUAAUGAACUGUUUUAGUAUUGAGCAGAGCAUUGUAAAAUGUUUUAUCAUCCGGAGGAACGGGUAAAAAUAGAUCAUAUUAUACCUAUUACAGAAAACAAUAAUUCAUUGCUUUUGAUAAAAAUGAAUUUGGUAAGAUCUAUGCAUCACGUUAUAAGAGUUGGUGACUAUAUUUGUAAACGACCAAAUCGUUUUAAAAAAAAUGUAUAGAUAUCAUCAAUCACAAUUUGUAUACAUACAGGGUGUUAGAAAAGUCUGGAAACGGUCAAAUAUCUCGUAAACAAUGCAUUUUAGAAAAAAAUGUUUCAGACAAAAGUUGUAUGGUUUCAAGGGGGACAUAAGGUGGUGUCAUUAAUUUGACCUUAAAUAGUUGCUUGAAGGUCACGUAAAGGUUAC
Formica exsecta is the source of this 3060-nucleotide messenger RNA. RefSeq lists its product as uncharacterized. The record is from RefSeq and is a predicted model, not a curated record. The transcript has 3 exons. Lineage: Eukaryota; Metazoa; Arthropoda; Insecta; Hymenoptera; Formicidae. Bases 304 to 1644 code for a protein of 446 amino acids.